This is a messenger RNA of Enhydra lutris kenyoni (northern sea otter), 1560 nucleotides long. RefSeq names its product cyclin dependent kinase like 1. Bases 109 to 1206 code for a protein of 365 amino acids. The record is from RefSeq and is a predicted model, not a curated record. The transcript has 9 exons. Gene Ontology annotation, molecular function: ATP binding; cyclin-dependent protein serine/threonine kinase activity. Lineage: Eukaryota; Metazoa; Chordata; Mammalia; Carnivora; Mustelidae. Gene Ontology annotation, biological process: protein phosphorylation. Gene Ontology annotation, cellular component: nucleus.
GACAAAGAGCCAUCGUUGAGUGGGGCUCUAGUUCAGUCUGUUCGAGCCAGUAGUCUAUGUGUGACAUUUUCAAACUAUGUGAAGAUCCGUUUUAAGAUUUAUUCCUCUAUGAUGGAGAAGUAUGAAAAAAUUGGGAAAAUUGGCGAAGGAUCCUAUGGAGUUGUUUUCAAAUGCAGAAACAGGGACACGGGUCAGAUUGUAGCCAUCAAGAGAUUUCUGGAAUCAGAAGAUGACCCUGUCAUAAAGAAAAUCGCCCUUCGAGAAAUCCGCAUGCUCAAGCAACUCAAGCAUCCCAACCUUGUGAACCUCAUCGAAGUCUUCAGAAAGAAGCGGAAGCUUCACCUGGUGUUUGAGUACUGUGACCACACAGUUCUCCAUGAGUUGGACAGACACCAAAGAGGGGUACCAGAACAUCUUGUGAAGAGCAUAACUUGGCAGACAUUACAAGCUGUAAAUUUUUGCCAUAAACACGAUUGCAUACAUAGAGAUGUGAAGCCAGAAAAUAUCCUCAUCACAAAACAUUCAGUGAUUAAGCUCUGUGACUUUGGAUUUGCUCGACUUUUGACUGGCCCAAGUGACUACUACACAGACUACGUGGCCACCAGGUGGUACCGCGCCCCUGAACUCUUGGUGGGGGACACACAGUAUGGGCCCCCAGUAGAUGUUUGGGCAAUUGGCUGUGUCUUUGCGGAGCUGCUAUCAGGAAUGCCUCUGUGGCCUGGAAAAUCAGAUGUGGAUCAGCUAUAUCUGAUCAGGAAGACCUUGGGAGAUCUCAUUCCUAGGCACCAACAAGUAUUUAGCACAAAUCAGUACUUCAGUGGGGUGAAAAUUCCAGACCCUGAAGAUACGGAGUCACUUGAAUUAAAAUUUCCAAACAUCUCUUUUCCUGCCCUGGGGCUCUUAAAGGGCUGCCUCCACAUGAAUCCUGCCGAGAGAUGGACAUGUGAACAGCUGUUGCAGCAUCCCUAUUUUGACAGCAUCAGAGAAAUGGGCACUUCGGCCAAAGAGCUUGACCGGCCACUAAGGAAGACCCUGAGACAGAGCCGAAAGCACCUGCCUGGGGUAAACACGGGGCGCUCUUUCACGGAAGCAUCGCAGUUGCAGGCCCUUCCUCAGCUGACCAGCAGUGGCUUCCUUCCAGCUUUGGAUAAUAAGAAUUACUACUGGAAUAGGAAGAAAAUGAACUACCAAUUUCCAAACAUUUAAGGAGCUUGGAGCUAGAUGAUGAAAAAGGAGUUAGUCAAUAAUUUGGAGAAAACGAAACGUAUACAUUUGUUUGAAAACAAUCACCAUAUCGAAAGGAUACCAGGAGAAAACAUAAGUCACAAACCGGGGGAGGCCACCUGGCAGAAGAGAAAGGGAACUUCCAGAGGCAGCCUUCCAGGCUUCACGAUGGUGACCAGAACGGAAACACUUGUUUGGAUUUUCAUUUGCAUUUUUGUUGUAUCUAAGCAGCUGAGCUAAUGGAUAGAAAUAUAAACUGUACCUACUAUCCCUAUCUCUGGCAAAAUUAGAAAUGUAAGGAUUUAUGCUUUUAUUGUACCAUACAUAACCAGUGAG